Messenger RNA from Rubroshorea leprosula, 705 nucleotides. The record is from the annotation of a GenBank genome assembly. NCBI's taxonomy places the organism in Eukaryota, Viridiplantae, Streptophyta, Magnoliopsida, Malvales, Dipterocarpaceae.
AACAAUGAAAAAUCAAGAAGAAGAGGUAAACAUCUUACCCUUAGAGAUUGAAAGACAACUUGGAGAAGUAGAAAUUAUGCUUGCAGAAACUAAACAAGAGGAUGUCCUUAAGGAAGAAGAGGAAAAAUCUCAAGUGUCAUUUGAAGUGUUCAAUGGGGAGUCUCCUUUAACCAAAUCUGAUUUUAAUGAUUAUUUUGUUAUUGUUAUGGUUGAUGAGAUUUUGCCAAAAAACACUUAUGAAGAUCCAUUUGAGAUUUACCCUACUCAAGCAAAGGACCUAAUCAAAGAAUACAUAAAUUGCUUGAACACAUCAUCUUCCUUGGAAUCAAAGGCAGCACUCCUAGAAGAAUUGGGAAGGCACGUCUACUGGCCUAAACCCAAACCACCUUAGAAUAGUCAUUGGAGAAAAUCUUAUGAAAAGGAUUUAAUUAAAAGAAAUCCUACUUUUUAGAAGUAAAUUGAAGAUAUCAGAGACUUGAGGAUCAACUUGUGCAGAAUCCAGAAGUCAGGAACCAAAUCUGCUAUUUUACCAUUGAAGAAAUCACAAAAGGAGAUUAGAAACCCGACACGGGUGUAGUGUCGACACAUGGUCGGGGUGUCGACACCAUGUGUUAAACGUCUAGAAUCAAAUUCUGUUUCCUAUUUUGUGUCAACACGUAAUCCGAAGUGUUAGCACCAUGCGAUCAGCAUCCAAAAUUUAGUUUC